Molecule: messenger RNA, 11540 nt
Organism: Cherax quadricarinatus
Lineage: Eukaryota; Metazoa; Arthropoda; Malacostraca; Decapoda; Parastacidae
Product: interleukin-1 receptor-associated kinase 1-binding protein 1 homolog
Biological process (GO): immune response; canonical NF-kappaB signal transduction
Source: RefSeq, a predicted model, not a curated record
AGUGUGAUGGAGGUGGUGGAGGUUGUUGGUGUUGGAGAGGUGGAGGUGCGGCCACAACUAGCCUCUCUCACGCUAGUAAUAUCCUCACAGAAAGCAACCAUUGAAGAAUGCAGAGCUUCCGUGGAGAAGCGGCGGCCAUAUGUUUACCAGACGCUACACAAUAAUAAAGCCAUAGAUGAAGAGGUGACUGAGACAGAGGUGGUGAAGGUUGGUGAGGCUGGAGGACUGGUGCUAAUUGUCAUUGUGACUGCUACCCUGCCUGCUGAUGCUGCCAGACAUGCUGCCAAUACUCUUGUUGAGAAACUGGCUAACAAUGUUACACUAAAAAAGUUAGUGUAUAGACACUCCUGGGCAUCACUAUCAGAGGCACGGGUACAAGCUGGGAGGAGAGCAGCAGAGGAGGCAAGGCAGCGGGCAGCAGACAUGGCAGCAGCAGUAGGUGGCAUGCUAGGACCAUGUCUCGCUGUGAAAGAGGAUGCUUGUACACAUGUUGCCAUUACUGAAGACAGGGCAGAGUCAUGGGUGAUCGACACAGCUCUCAAGCGGCAGGAGUUACAUGCCCAUAUACCUACUAUCAUCCAGAGUACCAUAAAGGCCAGCUUCUCUCUCUUGUCUUACGGUGUACCCAAGACAAAAAAAGCAUAAAAAUGUUUUCUAAAGAUUUUAUAAUAUGCGGCAAAAUAUUAGAUAACAAAUAGUAUAUAGGAGUAUCAGAAUAGUGAUAACUAGAGCAUAAUUUCUCUAAGAUUACCAUCCAUCCUAUCAUUUUACCUGCAACACUGAAACCUGUAGCUUCACAUUUUCAGUUGUAUAACUUUCAGUAGCUUUCAUUACAGAGAAAUCAUUAGCCAUCAUCAUUGUUCUAUCAUAUAAUAUUUACCUGAACAAUAGCAGUAACAAAUUAGUACCAUUCUUGUUUCUCUAAAGUCACUGUUUAAUUUUGCUGUAACCUUUUUCAUUGCUAAUAUUAUAUGCUCCUUAACCCUUUGAGGGUCGACAGGCCCUCUCAGAAACUCGUUCUCAGGGUCGGCCAAAUUUAAAAAAAAAAAAAUAAUUUUUUCUUAUGAAAAGAUAGAGAAUCUUUUCCCGAUCAUAAUGACACCAAAAUUAUGUGAUUUGAUGGAAAACUUACGGAAUUAUGCUCUCGCGAAGUUAGCGGUCACUGCGAUGUUUACGCAUCGGCGAUUUUGCCCAAUUUGAGCCCCAUUUUCGGCCAAUUCCUCUGUACUAGUUGACAAAAAACAUGAAUAUUUCGCUAGAACUACAUUUUUUCUAUUGAAUGAGUGCAAGAAACCACCCAUUUACCAUUUUCAACUAUCCAAUACAGUGGUCAGAAUUUAGCAAUUUUGCCAAUUUCACACAAAUUUCAAAAAAUGCCAAUUUCCGAAUAGGGUCCAGAACAAACAAGAAAUACAUUCCUGGCACUAAAAUGACAUUUCUUCUGUUCAUUAGUCACGUCUCAAGGCCCCUCUUACAUUCUUUUGCUUUCCACUUUGAAUUUUUAUUCUCACGAAAAAUAGAAGAUUUACUGUUAUGCAGACUACUGCAUUAGUGUAAAAAAUUAUAUAAAUCAUAUUGGCGCACUUGCAAAAGAAUGUUAGACUCACCAGUUGACGUGUAUUGGACGCUUGGCAUGAUUUGUUUACUUUUGAACUUUGGUAAAAAUCGAACAUUUCUCCUACUUUGAGCUCAAUUUCAAGGUACUUUUCUUUGUAAAACCAGUGAAAAUUAUCUCAAUUUCUGUGAUAUGCAUUCAAUUCUAUAAAAUGAGACCAAGAAAACUAGAAUACAACAAUAAAUACCAUGCGAAAAUACAGAGCAAAGUCGCUGUUUUAUGCCAAAAAACGGUGAAAGUUUUUUUUUCUCAUUAUGCACUGUGUGCUGCAGGAUUUUUUUUAUACUGUGCACACUGACCACAUAGACCCAUUCUUUCAUAUGGAGGCCUACCAGCCUUUUCCCGUGAGAUUAGACGGCGCUAGAAUUUAUGCGUACUAGUACGUCAAAAACCCCUGCGCGUAAGACGUACUAGUACGUCCGAAACCCUCAAAGGGUUAAAUUCCAUUUAUGUAUUUACUACAGUAGGGCCCCACUUAUACAGCAGGUUAGGUUCCAGGCUACUGCUGGAAAGCAGACAUCACCAGAAAGCAGAACGCCAUUUUUUUGCACUUAUAAAUGCAUAUAAAUGCCAGAUAACAAAUUUACACUAACAUAUACAGUGGACCCUCUGUUUUCGUUAACCUCUGAUUUCGUGAUUUUCGGUUAUCACCGAUCACCGACUUUUUUUUUGUUAAUUCUCUUUGGUUUCGUUGGUCAUACAGAACACGUCCGAGUGCCUGCGCACACAUAAAGCCUCCCACACACCAUCCUGAGUUGGUGUGGCAUUGUUUCUCGGCGAGUGAACAUUACCAUGCGAGGUCAUACAAAACAUUUCAUAAUAAUACAUAAUUUUUUGCACUUGUUUAUUGUGUAUGACUGCUAAAUAAGCCACCAUAAGUUAGACAGUCCUAAAUGAAGCACUGACUUUCUUGGGUUAUCCUGGGUGGCUAACCCUCUGGGGUUAAAAAUCUGAACAAAAUCUUAUCUUACCAUGGGCCCAAAGAAAGCUUCUAGUGCCAGCCCUUUGGUAAAGAAGGUGAGAAACACGAUAGAAUUCAAGAAAGAACUCUUAGAAAAACAUGAAAGUGGCAUACGUGUGGUGGACCUCGCCAGGAUGUAAGGAAAGCCUGCAUUAAUGAUCAGUUCCUUUGUGGUAAAGAAACAAGAAAUAAAGGAAGCUGAUGUUGAAAAAGGGUAAAUGUGCUAACGAAACAGAGAUCAUGGGCAAUCGAAGAUGUGGAGAAAUUGUUGGUAUGGCUCAACCAAAAACAAUUAGUGGGAGAUAGUGUUAUGCAGUCGAUAAUUUACAAAAAGGUAAGGCAGUUGCAUGGGGAUCUCAUAAAGAAAAUGCCUGGAACGAGUACUGCUGCUAGUGAAUUUAAGGCCAGCAAAGGCUAGUUCAAAAAUUUCAAGAAGCGUAGUGGCAUACACAGUGUUGUAAGGCAUGGUGAGGCUGCAAGUUCAGACAAAUGUGUGGCUCAAAAAUUUGUGCAUAAAUUCAAAGAGUACAUAGAGGCUGAAGGAGUCGUCCCCCAACAAGUGUUCAGUUGUGACGAAACAGGCCUCUUUUGGAAGAAAAUGCCGAAGAGGACCUACAUCACGCAGGAGGAAAAGGCACUGCCAGGACACAAGCCUAUGAAAGACAGGCUAACUCUCUUGUUCUGUGGUAAUGCUAAUGGGGUUUCAAAGUGAAGCCUUUACUGGUGUAUCACUGAAAAUCCCAGUGUGUUUAAGAAAAACAAUUUUGUCAAGACUUAAUUGUGUGUGAUGGGUCAUGAGGCAUAUUUUCCUUGAUUGGUUCAAUGAAGUGUUUGGCCCAAGUGUGAAGAAAUACCUCCUGGAUAAUCAGUUGCCACUCAAGUGCCUCCUGGUAAUGGACAAUGCUCCUGCUCAUCCUCCAGACUUGGAUGACCAAUUGUUGGAGGAGUUUAGUUUCAUCACAGUGAAAUUCUUGCCCCCUAAUACCACUCCUCUCAACCAGCCCAUGGACCAGCAGACCAUUUCUGACUUAAAAAACUCUACACCAAAGCAGUGUUUCAAAGGUGCUUUGACAUGACCUCAGACACUGAAUUGACCCCAAGAGAGUUCUGGAGGGAUCACUUCAAUAUCCUCAGUUGCAUAACCCUUAUUGAUGAGGCUUGGCAGGGCGUGACUUUCAGGACGAUAAACUCUGCUUGGAGAAAAUUGUGGCCAGAAAGUGUCCAAGACAAAGAUUUUGAAGGGUUUGGGGCUGACCCUGAUGACCCUUUACCUGUUGUGGAAUCUAUUGUGAUAUUGGGAAGUUCCAUGGGGUUGGAUGUGAGCUGGCUAGGAUGUGGAAGAGUUGGUGGAGAACCACAGUGAAGAGCUAACCACUGAAGAGCUGCAAGACCUUCAUCUGGAGCAGCAACAAACCACAGCUAAGGAAAUUGCUUCAGAGGAGGAGGAAGAGAGAGGGAAGUAGGUGCCUUCUUCAGUGAUUAAGGACAUUUGUGCAAAGUGGAGUGAGGUGCAAAUGUUUGUGGAGAACAUCACCCUAAGAAAGCGUCCAAUACACGUCAACUGGCGAGUCUAAUAUUCUUUCAUAAGUGCGUUGAUAUUAUUUAUACCAUUUCUACACUAAUGCAGUAGACUGAAUGACAGUAAAUCUUCUAUUUUUUGUGAGAAUAAAAAUUCAAAGUGGAAAGCAAAAGAAAUGUAACAGAGGCCUGGGGACAUGACUAAUGAACAGAGGAAAUGUUAUUUUAGUGCCAGGAAUGUCUGUCUUGUUUAUUUUGGACCCUAUUUGGAAAUUAGCAUCUUUUGAAAUUUGUGUGAAAUUGGCAAAAUUGCCAAUUUCUGACCACUAUAUUGGAUAGCUGAAAUUGGUAAAUGGGUGGUUUCUUGUACUCAUUCAAUAGAAAAAAAAUUGGGCUCAAAGUGGGGAAAAUCGUUGAUGCGUAAACGUCAAGACCGCUAACUUCACAAGAGCAUAAUUCCAUAAGUUUUAUAUCAAAUUUCUUACUUUUGGUGUAUUAUGAUAAGUUAAUGUUAAGCCUGCCCAUAAUGCUCUGCAUACAAGGGGCUUUGGCAUGUUGCACUUUAAUAACUGUAUUCCCUUGUACUUCUCUGUAUCAUGUUCAAAUUAAUAAAUAAAUAAAUAAAAGAUUCUCUAUCAUUUCAUAAGAAUUUUUUUUUUUUUUUUUUCCAAAAAAUUUCCAACCCUGAGAACAAGUUUAGGAGAGGGCCUGCUGACCCUGAAAGGGUUAAUAACAUAGAAACAUGAUAUAUACUCUAGAAUAAAUAUACAUAUGUCAUAAUGUAUGUGAGGAUAAGUGAUGGAAGUGUUGUUGGGUUUAUAAUGGCCAAUGAGAGAAGCCGUACAGGCUUCUGCCACCACCACUAUCCACAAACAAUAUAUGAACGUAAUUUAUAAAUAAGAAAUAUUUACAUUUUAAUUUAUAAAUAAGUAAGUUUAUUCAGGUAUACACUAAUACAGUUACAUACAUAGAUUAUUAUACUUAGCAGCAUGUGUGUAAAGUACCUAGGAUAACCCAGAAAAGUCAGAGUGAUUUACGUAUUUCCAUUGGGGUCCUUUUAUAUUUACACUUUUAUAUUUACACUUACCUUGGAGGAGAUGUUAGUUUAAUUAGUUUGAUGGAGGAGAUGCUGGCAGGGGUUUAGAGUGGUGGAAGGUACGUAGCAGGCCGGCGUAUGUUCAGCAGCCCGAUACACAUACAACAACAUUGGAGAGUUACUUUUGUGUCGUUUUUCUAUUGCUUACUUACUUGCUACACUAUUAAUUCUACACUUUAUCUCUGGCUGGCGCUAUAGCCUUUAUCGAUACCUGCUGUUGUAGUAUCGUACAUAUCGUAGAAUCAAUGAAUCACUGCAGAAGGCACAUUCACCCCUCUCUCUUCCUCCUCCACUUUGGUACUUUGCUACGAGUUUUUUCUUGAAUUUUAUUGUGUUUCCUUCUUUAUCAUAGGGCUGGCACUAGAAACUUUCUUUGGGCCCAUGGUGGCUUAUUUAGCAGUUACAAGCACUAAAAACAAUGGAAUAAUACAAAAUAUAUCACAUGUACGCGUGGAAUCGUCCUCCCUGGCUUGUAAACAAUGGCACACUACCUUGUACGUACAUGGGCUAAGGCCAUGAGGACAUGUUUGGGAUGAAUGUCCUUAACUGAAUUUUUCAUCGUUGGCUGAGCCAAUAUUUUUAGGCAAAAACACGAUAAAAUCGGUAUCCGAUUUUAUCGCUAUCAGAUGGCAUCGUUACCUAAGGGACCACUGUAAUCAUAAAGAAGCACUAAACCCACAAGGGUCGUGAAUAGCUAUAGAUAGAGUGAAGGCAUACAAAAGUAAUAAAUUUCUAGUUAAGUCACUGGUGUUUGACUAGAGAAAACGUAAUUCUUCCGACCCUCACACCAAGAGUAAUAGUAAACAGAGUAAAGUCCCAGGCAGCCAUGGCAAAAAGCUCUGUUCCACAGGGCACAGUGUUCUCUCCCAUUCUAUUCCUCAUCCUCAUUUCUGACAUAGACAGAGAUGUAAGUCAUGGCUCCAUGUCUUCCUUUGCUGAUGACACCCGAAUUACCAUGGCAGUGACCUCCAUCGAAGACACCGCGAGACUCCAAGCGGACAUCAACCAAAUCUUCAAAUGGGCCACUCACAACAAUAUAAAGUUCAACAAGGAGAAAUUUCAACUACUCAGAUAUGGGAAACUUGAGGAAAUUAAAAAUGUAUCAGGGUAUACGACAAAUUCUAACAUACAAUAGAGCAGAAAAGCAAUGUGAAAGACCUGGGAGUGAUAAUGUCAGAGGACCUCACCUUCAAAGACCACAACAGUGUAUCUACCUCAUCUGCUAGGAAAAUGGUAGGAUGGAUAAUGAGAACCUUCAAAACUAGGGAUGCCAAGCCCACGAUGAUUCUCUUCAAAUCGCUUGUGCUCUCUAGGCUGAAAUACUGCUGUACACUAACGGCCCCCUUCAAGGUUGGCAACAUUGCGGACCUGGAUACUAUCUUCGGCUAGUAUUUUUACUGCUGAAUUGUAUGCCAUUCUUGCAGCACUUAUCCGUAUUGCAUCUAUGCCUGUGUCAUCAUUUGUGGUUGUCUCAGACUUCCUUAGUGCUUUACAGGCUAUACAGAAAUUUGAUACACCUCACCCCUUAGUCCUCCGUAUCCAACUUUGGCUAUGCCGCAUCUUUACCAAGCAUAAAGAUAUUUUUUUUGUUGGGUCCCUGGUCAUGUUGACAUACAGGGCAAUGAACAGGCAGACACUGCUGCGCGGUCAGCAGUACAUGACCUACCAGUUUCAUAUAGAGGUAUUACAUUUACGGACUAUUUUGCUGCAAUAGCUACCCACCUUCACACCCGUUGGCAACAACGUUGGUCUACUAUGCUCGGUAACAAACUUCAAUCUAUUAAACCGAGUAUAGGUUACUGGCCGUCUUCUUGUCACCAGUGUCGAGGUUGGGAGACUACUCUCUCCCGUCUUCGCAUUGGCCAUACUCAUCUUACUCAUGGAUAUCUCAUGGAGAGGCGCCCUGCUCCUCUCUGUGAGAAUUGUCAGGUUCCAUUAUCAGUCAGCCACAUUCUGUUAGACUGCCCACUUUAUCAACGAGCACGCAGAAUUUACCUCCGUUGUCCUCUUCGCUCCGCUGCUCUCUCUUUACCUUCCCUUCUCACUGAUGGACCCACCUUUCAUCCGGACUCUCUCAUUGACUUUUUGACAACUGACUUACUUCACAAACUCUGAUACCUUCAGCCCUUUCUACCUCAAUCUCUUGCUACCCUCUACCCCCGCACUAUCCCCUGCCCCGCUGUUUUCUGUAACCUACUGAUCAUCCCUCCCCCCUUCUGCCACCCAAUACCCUCGCUUCCUUCCCUACCCUGCAGCGCUGUAUAGGCCUUGUGGCUUAGCGCUUCUUUUUGAUUAUAAUAAUAAUAAUGCGGACCUGGAGAGUGUACAAAGAACUUUCAUGGUACAUAUAUAAGCACGAUAAGGCACCUAAAUUACUGGGAACGGUUGAAGGUCCUUGAUCUGUAUUCCCUGGAACGCAGGCGAGAGAGAUACACGAUAAUAUACACUUGGAAGGUUCUGGAGGGAUUGGUACCAAACCUGCACACGAAAAUCACUCCCUAUGAAAGCAAAAGACUUGGCAGGAGAUGCAGCAUUCCCCCAAUGAAAAGCAGGGGCGCAACGAGUACACUGAGAGACAACACAAUAAGUAUCCGGGGUCAAAGACUGUUCAACUGCCUCCCAGCGUACAUAAGGGGGGAUUACCAAUAGACCCCUGGCUGUCUUUAAGAAGGCACUGAAUAGGCACCUAAAGUCAGUACCUGACCAACCGGGCUGUGGUUUGUACGUCAGCUUGCAUGCGGCCAGUAGUAACAGCCUGGUUGGUCAGACCCUGGUCCACUGUAAGGCCUGGUCUCAGACCGAGCUGCAGGGGCGUUGACCCUCGAAACCCUUCCCAGGUAAACCAACCGCUUGGUAAAAUAUCUUAUAUUUAUGUCAAUUUUUAUAUUGUGGAUAUAUGUAUCAUGUUUAUAUGUUACGUAGUGUGUUUAUUACAAAAUUUUGAAAAAAUAUCAUAGGUGGAUUAAUAGAAAUGUCUAUAUUAGCAUAAUAUACAACAUUUAAUGUGCCCAAGAGAUUACGUGCAUUAUUAUUAACAUGGCGUCAAGAGAAGAGACACUCUUAGUGAUUUUAAUGUGUACCUGCACUCCAGCACAGUGUGUAAGUAUAUUUAGGUACAGGUACACACAAUUAUAAUUAUCAGAGUACAUAUAAAAUUGUAGGUAGUAGGUUGGUAGACAGCAACCACCCAGGGAGGUCCUACCGUCCUGCCAAGUGAGUGUAAAAUGAAAGCCUGUAAUUGUUUUACACAAUGGUAGGAUUGUAAAUGAAUGGUUCAAAGAACCAACACGUUGUUAAAUUAGAAACGUGUCUAAUUUAACAACGUAUCGGUUCUUUGAACCAUUCAUCUACAAUCCUGUCAGACACUGCAACUUUUUGGGAUCUUAAUACUUGGGAAUUCUUCGCUUGCCUAACCCUUGCGCAUGACCUACUUCCACAUUGGACAAAUGUGACACCACCUUCGACUACUGCACCUCUCCUGCCAUACGGUUUAUAAGCUGCUUCUCCGCUCAUAUGCCGUAUUCUAUUCAAGAUUGAUGGACUGACCACAUCGACUCUAGGUUGAGGGACUGAUUACCUCAUUCUCCUCCUGUUCUUCAAGUUUAUCCUUUGUAUGGACUGAUGAAGCCACUGUGUGGCGAAACGUUUCCUCAAUAAAGAUACCCAAGAGUUGCACAUGUGUCUAAUUUAACAAUGGUAGGAUUGCCGGUGUCUGCACAUGUGUCUAAUUUAACAAUGGUAGGAUUGCUGGUGUCUUUUUUUCUGUCUCAUAAACAUGCAAGAUUUCAGAUACGUCUUGUUACUUCUACUUACACUUAGGUCACACUACACAUGCAUGUACAAGCAUAUGUAUACACACCCCUCUGGGGUUUCUCCUAUUUUUUUUUACUAGCUCUUGUCCUUGUUUAUUUCCUCUUAUCUCCACGGGGAAGUGGAACAGAAUUCUUCCUCCAUAAGCCAUGUGUGUUGUAAGAGGCGGCUAAAAUGCCAGGGGCAAGGGGCUAGUAACUCCUCUUUUAUAAAUUGCUGGGAAGCAAUUGAACAGUCUUGGGCCCCGGACACUUAUUGUGUUGUCUCUCAGUGUACUCGUGGCACCCCUGCUUUUCAUCUAGGGAAUGUUGCAUCUCCUGCCGAGUCUUUUGCUUUCACAUGGAGUGAUUUUCGUGUGCGGGUUUGGUACCAAUCCCUCCAGGACCUUCCAAGUGUACAGGUACCAUCCGACUUACGACCGAGUUCGGUUCUGACAAACCGGUCGUAAGUCAAAAUGGACGUACUGCAUUUUAUACUGUAAGGUUUAGGAUAAACACUGUGUACAACACAGUUGUUUAUUUCCCAGAAAUUUGGCAUAGAAAACACGGUCGUAAGUCGAAUGGUUGUAUAUCGAGCAGUUCGUAAGUCAGAUGGUAGGUGUAUAUUAUCAUGUAUCUUUUUCGCCUGCAUUCGAGGGAAUACAGAUCAAGGACCUUCAACCGUUCCCAGUAGUUUAGGUGCCUUAUCGCACUUAUCUUCCAUGGGGAAGUGGAACAGAAUUCUUCCUCCGUAAGCCAUGCGUGUUGUAAGAGGCGACUAAAAUGCCAGGAGCAAGGGGCUAGUAACCCCUUCUCCUGUAUAAAUUACUAAAUUUAAAAAGAGAAACUUUUGUUUUUCUUUUUGGGCCACCCUGCCUCGGUGGAAUACGGCCAGUGCGUUAAAAGAAAAGAAAGAUCGCACUUAUGUGUGCUGUGAAAGUUCUCUGUACACUCUCCAGGUCUGCAAUGUCGCCAGUCUUGAAGGGGGCCGUAGUAUACAGGUUUGUAUGUUCAGAAUAUUUGUUUAAAAACUAAUCCUUUCCUUUUUAACACUUAAACGGUCCAAACGUAUAUAUACGUUCAUACGCGUAGCGCCCCAAACGUAUAUAUAAGUUUUCUUUGUCAUUCAUUCAACAUUGCCACAAUAUGCCUGAGUCACCUAGACAUGAGAGAAUGGGUGUGCACACUCACUGUGCGCCAUAUUAAAAUAAUUGGGCAUGCCUGGGUACCAUAUUCUCUUUUUUCCUUUUAAAAGAAAAGAUUUUUUUUCCUCAAAAAAUUUGGGGCGCUACGCGAGUGAACAUAUAUAUACGUUUGGACCGUUUAAGGGUUAAGUGAUACUAGUACAUAAUUUAAUAAUUUAAAUUCAUCACAGUUCAAUUAUCACCAUACUUGCUUAAAAAUCUUAUCAGUGAAUGUUAAAAAAGAAAAUAAUAUCUAUGAUAAUAUGCUCAUGUGCAAAUAAAUUACUAAAUUAUGUUUAACACAGCUAGCUCCAAAAAACUAUUUUUAUAUAAUGUAAAAGUAUUGCAUUAAUUAUUAUAUGAUGAAAAUAACCCAACAUUGUCUUUGUCAACCAUUUUUUAAUAAAUUGCAAUUUGCUGCAAACAUUUGAAAUGAUUAUAUAUUCAUAUAAAUUAUGAUAAUGGAUUUACUUGACUCCUAGAAUAUGCACACAGCAUUGAGAGAUUUUUAGAUAUAUUCAAAGACUUGAAUAACAGCCAUUACACCUUACAAAUAAGCAUGUUCAGAACCACUCAUGGCUGAGUGGUUCUAGACAUCCAUAUUUAGUUCUCUGGCUAGGUUUAUAUCCAGCUCAUGCAGAUACAAAUAUAUCAUUUGUAAAAUCUACUGUUAUUCAAAUUUUUGAACAAACCAUAAAUUUCAUAUGGUGUGGAUGUCUCAGGAGUCAAUGAAAUAUUCUUACAUUCAUCCAGAGUGCCUUGAAAUUUGAACAAGUAUACUUCAAGAAUAACUGAUAUGGUGUGGGUUUAUAUCCAGGACAUAGUGAAGUACAAUAUGAUGUUUCAUCAUGUAUACUUGUUUGAUCCUAACAAAGAUGAUCAUAAGAAUGAUUCAGUAGGGUCAUCGCUGAACCUCUUAGUUCAUCUCUAUGCAUUUGCUAAUGAAGCUUGUUUUGCACCAGUAGGCCUCAGCUCCUAGGGAGUAGGCUUCACAUCCAUGCAAACAAGAAUGAAGAGUACAUGGGUGUCCAUGCACAACCAGUACAUGGGAGCAGUACUUGGUUAGUUGCCAGUGCAUCCCAAUGCAUUGAUAAAGUCUAUAAUUCCUAUUCUCCAAGAAAAAAUUUCAGAGGGGUUAGUAGAAAAUUGCAAUUACUAAACUAUUCUAACACAUCAGACCUUUGAAAGGCAAAAAUGGUCAAUAACUUAUUAUGAUGAAAUCUUUUUGUACUUGCAAAAUAUCAACUUGAAAGUAAAUUUUAUAGUACUUUACAGUAAAUUAAGUAACCCUUCUAAAACUGUCAUAUCUGAGUGCCUCUGCAAAGACAGUGAUUAUGUAUGAGUGCAGUGAAAGUGUUGAAUGAUGAAAGUAUUUUUC